UGGCGCACGAGGCGGUUCUGUCUCCGUCGCCGCUGCUCGUCCGGCCGCCAUGGGUUAUGGAAAGGGCGCCCGGCCUAUGGGCUACCGCGCCCACACGCGCGACCUCUUCUCAAAGAAGCCCAAGGACAAGGGCGGCAACCCGCCGCUCACCACCUUCUUGCGGCAGUACAAGAUUGGCGACACCGUCGAUGUUGUGUGCAACUCUGGCCAGCAGAAGGGCAUGCCGCACAAGUUCUACCACGGCCGCACCGGCACUGUGUGGAACGUGACGCGCCGCGCCAUCGGCGUCGAGGUGAACAAGGUGCACCGGCAAAAACAGCUCGUCAAGCGCAUCCACGUGCGCGUCGAGCACCUGCGGCCCUCCAAGUCGCGGCUCGGCCACCUGGACCGGGUCAAGCUGAACGAGGAGAAGAAGCGCGCUGCCAAGGCGUCGGGCACGCCCUGCCCCGCCUCGGAGCUCAAGCGGCAGCCCAAGGGCCCCCGCGAGGGCUUCCUGCUCGACCUGAGCAAGACCUUCGGUGAGAAGGUCCACACGCUCACGCCCGUGCCGUAUGUCUUCAAGCCGCUCGAGAAGAUUGCCGUCGGCCACGCCAGCUAGGCCCGCCACUGAGAGCGCUCGGCGGGCAGGGGCGGGGCUGGCUGAACGGCGGGGCGGCGGCCUCGGUCAUCACGCCACCGCCACGCACGCGCGGCGUCCGCGGCGCGGGCUGGGGGGUGCACAUGGCUCUUUUCUCUAUGCGCGCGUCUGUGCCAAGGGCGGUGUCUUGAAGUGUGCUGCUGGGCCCCAGCCCCCGUUCGACGAGCGCUCGGCCCCGUGGUCGGUUCGUUUUAAUGUUUUGAAUGCUUUUGUACGCCACGCGCGUUAUUCCG
Molecule: messenger RNA, 870 nt
Organism: Emiliania huxleyi CCMP1516
Lineage: Eukaryota; Haptophyta; Isochrysidales; Noelaerhabdaceae
Exons: 2
Coding region: 50-598 (182 amino acids)
Biological process (GO): translation
Cellular component (GO): ribosome; cytosolic large ribosomal subunit
Molecular function (GO): structural constituent of ribosome
Source: RefSeq, a predicted model, not a curated record